ACGAUUGACCAUUCCACACCUCCCUUCUCGACGCACGUCGCAUCACUGAGCUCACCACGCCUUCGUCCGGAUCGCCAACCAUGGCUGACAUGCAGCCGUCACGUCAGUAUGCUCGAUCCCGAGUGCCGCUCUUCGUGCGAAGAUUCGCGAACGACAUUGGACGCUGUGCGCGCGCAGCCUCAUUUCCCCUACGCGGCAUUUGGUACUUUCUGCGCAACAAGGAAUUCUACCCAUUGUUCCUCAGCCGCUUACUGCCUCUCUCCAUCAUCUCUGUUCUUGUCUAUGUCAUUCUCUUCACCUUUACCUUCCUACCACAACUUGCCCUCCUCGCCAUUUUCCAGGGCAGAAGCGCCUGGCUCAAUGCCACAAUCCUGGUGCUUGGAGAAGGGCUCGUCGUAAUCCAAGGGCUCUUUGAAGGCUUCUUCGUCGAUGAGGCUCGUGUUGAUGUGUUCGACGCUACUCUUAUCAAGUACUCGCACACCGACCUCGUUUCUCCUCAUCGAAUCCUAUUUCCCGAUGCGCCGACCGCCAUAAAGAUGCUGGGGAAACCUACCAGUUCCGCCAUCUACACACCAUGGAGCAUGAUCCAGAUCAUCGAGGUCAUCGUGUUCCUGCCUCUGAACUUCAUUCCCAUUUUCGGCGCACCUGCCUUUAUCAUCAUCACUGGAACGCGCCUCGGCAAGCUCGCACAUUACCGCUGGUUUCAGCUGCGGGGUCUCAGCAAAAAAGAGAUGAAGCAAGAGAUCAGCUCGAGAGUUUGGGAGUACGUGUGGUUUGGGACUGUGGCCAUGAUCUUGGAGCUCAUCCCUGUCUUCUCGUUUUUCUUCUUGCUCACAACAAGCGCGGGCUCUGCCAUGUGGGCGGCGCGGAUCGAGGACGAGAAGAGGCGGUUGGCCGUUGGUGAUUUGGUAGGUGACGGCGGCCCGUCCGCUUCUUCGCCGUCGGAAGCAGUGCCACCACCAGCCUACGAGGAUGAUCCCGUGUAGUCUCCAAGGCAACAGCCACUAGGCAGUUUGGCUUUGAUCGAAACAUCCAUACUCUAAUCAUGAUUGCGCUUUCGGCUGUACAUCGAUCUAGCGGGACUCAUCCACACGGAAUUGGCGCUGGACCAUUUGAGGGACAGAGGUGACGGGCUCGGAUUGUAGUCACUUCGACCGCCGACACUCACGUGCCCUGUUCAGGGCUGAAUACCCUCUUCAUCACAUUGCAGGCCUACCAACGCUGCUUGGUGGGAGGGCGCCUGAGUGAGGCUGUCUUCCACAGGUUAUCGUUGGUCCCGCGCUCAAGAAAUUGGUCAUGAUUGAGUUUCAAAUUAUCCACCACGCGGCAGGUGCUAUACUUAAGCAUGCCUUCGAAUAGGGAAGGAGAGACCUCGGCCAAAGCCACUUGAGCGGCAAGAGCAGUGGUCUACCCCUAGGAACCGCCGAAUCUGGGGCUACAUUUUGGAAGGCGCGUCUGCACAAUGCCAUUUGGUUGGCAAGAAAGAAUGAACAGCAACGCAGAGGAAUCUACUUCCUGCCUUCAAUGGCAUCAAGUCCCGUGGCGACAAAUCACGAGGACAAAAGCACCUGUUUAUAGCCAUGAAAUGCCGACCUCAUACAGCGACUGCUUCUUGUCAACGCUCUGCCGAACAUAUCACAUGAAACCCCAGUAAACAAUUCAAAACUUGUCUAUAUUCCAUG
This is a messenger RNA of Verticillium alfalfae VaMs.102, 1682 nucleotides long. RefSeq lists its product as hypothetical. Gene Ontology annotation, cellular component: lipid droplet; ascospore wall; prospore membrane. The record is from RefSeq and is a predicted model, not a curated record. The transcript has 2 exons. Lineage: Eukaryota; Fungi; Ascomycota; Sordariomycetes; Glomerellales; Plectosphaerellaceae. Bases 81 to 986 code for a protein of 301 amino acids.